AAAAAAAAAAAAAAAAAAAAAGAGAGAGAGAAAAGAAAAUGUUUGAUCUCAACGUUAGCUUAGAAAUGUGCUGCGUGACACGAGGUGAAUUAAGUGAAUUCGAUAAAGAAAAAAUCUUUAUGUAAAGGAAUUAUUUCUUAAACAUGUAAUCUUUCUUCUUCGUGUGUAACAUUGUAUUAUUGUAUUUAAAUAAUGGUGCUUUGGAUUAUUUCCUUCACGGCAAUUGUUUUGCACAUCACUAUUGUACAAAGUAAACUAGUGCCACAAGGUUAUUGUGCCCUUUAUAAUGGCAAAAUAUGCAAAAAAUAUCUCACAGGCAUUGGAAAAGUAUGGUUUAAUAAUUCAUUCGAUAAUCCUGGUGGAUGGUUAAACGAACAAAUAACGACGGAUUUAUGGGAAGAAAUAAUAGAAACUCUUGUAGAACCAUGUCGUUCAGCGGCCGAACAAAUGCUCUGCUUAUAUGCCUUUCCAAGAUGCCAUGAAUCGGUAGGACUGCCAUUGUGUUACGAAGAUUGCGUAGCGGUACAUCAUUUUUGUUUCAAUAACUGGAUAAUAAUCGAGGACCAAAAGCAAAAAGGAAUUUAUAUCAGGUCACGUGGCCAUUUUAGUUUACCAGAUUGUCAAAGUUUACCAAGGAUAGUCAAAGGAAAAGUCACUUGUUCGGAGGCCUAUUUAACCGAUAUAAAACAAGAACUUGUCACUUAUGACUGUAUCAAAGGUAAUGGUAGAUAUUACAUGGGAAAAUUGAAUAAAACAAAAGGUGGAUUAGAUUGUCAACCAUGGAGUGCUCAAGUUCCACAUAAUCAUGAUAAACCACCAGAUAUUUUUCCACAAAUUCAAAAGGAUGAAAAUUAUUGUAGAAACGUAGAUGGCAUUGAAUCUAUGCCAUGGUGUUUCACUAUGGAUCCUGAGACACGCUGGCAACAUUGUGAUAUUCCUAUAUGUGAUAAUACCACAGAUACAAUAAUUGAAAUUGAUCCAAAAGAUUUGACAAUAUAUACAAUUAUCACUCCAUCAUUUAUAUUAGCACUCUCUUCAUUGGGAUUUGUAAUCAUUGCUGGGACUGUACUUUCUAUACUGUUAAGGCGAAGACUUCAUAAAAGACAUCAAGGAUAUAAUCCAACUGAAAGUCAGGAUGUUAAUAUUGAUUUGGACAAAUUGCCAAGCAAUGAAGCGUAUCAUAAGACAAGUGCAAAACUUAAUCCAAAAUUGGAGAAACUUGAAUUUCCACGAAAUAAUAUUAUUUAUGUACGAGAUUUAGGUCAGGGUGCCUUUGGUCGAGUAUUUCAGGCAAAAGCACCUGGUCUUGUGCCGGGUGAAGAAUUCACAAAUGUUGCGGUAAAAAUGUUGAAGGAAGAAGCGUCAGAUGAUUUGCUCGUAGAUUUUGAGAGAGAAGCAUGUUUGCUCGCGGAAUUUAAUCAUCCAAAUAUUGUUAAGUUGUUGGGUGUGUGUGCAUUAGGACGUCCAAUGUGUCUCUUAUUUGAAUAUAUGGGACGUGGUGAUUUAAAUGAAUUCCUACGCUCUUGUUCGCCCGGGAAUUACAUUAUUCGAAGCUUAGAGAGAGAUGGUACAUUCACAGACUCUCAACUAUCGCAUAUGGAUUUAAUUAAUAUAGCUUUGCAAGUAGCAUCUGGAAUGGUAUAUUUAUCGGACAGAAAAUUUGUACAUCGAGACCUUGCUACUAGAAAUUGUUUAAUAAACGAUCAAAUGAUCGUAAAAAUUGCGGAUUUUGGAUUAUCUCAAAAAAUAUAUCUUCAAGAUUACUAUAAAGGCGAUGAACAGGAUGCUAUUCCAGUUAGAUGGAUGCCUCUUGAGAGCAUACUUUAUAACAAAUACACUGUUGAAUCUGAUGUGUGGGCUUUUGCUGUAUGCUUGUGGGAAAUUUUUAGUUUUGCGCUUCAACCAUACUACGGAAUGACUCAUGAAGAAGUUGUUAAGUACAUCAAAGAAGGCAACGUUCUCCAAUGUCCCGAUAAUACACCUUUGUCGAUAUAUGAAUUAAUGAAACUUUGUUGGAAUAGAAGACCAUCCGACAGGCCUACAUUUAGAGCAAUUUAUGAACGACUCGAUACGAUAAAACACGAAAUAGAAGCAGAGAAUAAAACGGACAGUGUGGCUUUGCGCAUUCAUGUCUGAAUACAAAUGGAGCAGUGCAUGAUUAAUUAUAUAUAUAUAUGUGUGUGUGUGUGUGUGUAUAUAUAUAUAUACAUAUAUAUAUAUAUAUAUAUUAAUGUAAUAACUAAUAUAUUACUUACUCCACAUUAAAGGUAAGUAAUUAUUAAAAUGUAAAUGUUACAUACAAAGGCCUUCUUUGUUAUAUUUGUUAUGUCACGUUAAUGGCAUAUCGCUAAGAAUAUUUAUAAAAAAUGUGGCUAUUACAUAUAUUAGUAAUAACUAUGUUGAUCUGAGAAUAUCAUUAGCAAAAUGCUUUUGAGUACAUGCGAAAACUAAUUCAUACGUUUACUGUUUUCUGGAUAAAAAGUAGUUUAAUAUCCUAUGGCAUAGAUGUAUACAAAUAAUUUAUAUCUUUAUAUAAUGAAAAAGUGCUGUAUUUGAAUUAAACAUACCGGCUUGAAAUAUCGUUUAAAAUUUUGAAAUAUUAACGAUUGCAAGGAUUGGAAAGAUUCUUGUGGAAUUGAUCAGCUACUAAAUCGCUAUUGCAAUACAAAUUUUCAAAGUUUAAUUUCACAUUCUAUCGUCCUAACUAUUCAUAUUUAUAAUCAGUGGUGUGAUAUCAUGAAUAUGAGCGACUAUUAUUUAGCAAAUACACGUACAUAACCAUAAAUAUUAUACAAAUGUUUUAGGAUGAUUGUAAAAGGAAACUGCCCUAAUAUAUUUACAUUUUGUAUAUCUCUUUAUAUGUUUUGCUAUGCAGAUUUAUAUGUAUAUUAUGCAACAUUCCAGAACAGUAUGUGAAUCAUAAUCGAUAUCGUGCAGAAAGUAAUGCUUUAUAAAAAAUCAUUAUAUAAUUUCACAUCAUAUAAAUACACAUGUUGAAUUUGUGUGUAUAAAUAUGCAUGAACAUUAAAUGCAUUUUUGUUUACUCACAAGUUAUACGAGUAUGCAUGUACAUUCAUUUAAAGGAAUGCUUAAAACAUUCCAUUUCCAUUUAUUUUAAGAAAUUAUUUUAAUAAUAUAAUUAUAUACCGAACAGAUAAAAAACAGAGAUAUAACGCAAGACCUAUUAAUUUAUACUCUGAACUAAAUAAACUUAAGACUGAACAAAAAGAUAUAUGACCAAAGUAAAAAAUUAUUUUUAAGACCUGUUAGUAAAAUAUAGAGAUCCAAAAAAUUCGCAAUAUAAAACUUGAUUGUGCAUUUUAUGGUUUUGUCUUUGUGAUAAUAUUAAAUUAGCUCCAAUGCUUUGAUCUAUACUCAAAUUUUUUUCUUGUUAAAUAUAUUAGAUCGUUGCUAUAGCAAAAAUAUAACUUAAUGUGUGCUAUAAGAAUUAUGUCAAGGAAAAUUACUAUGAGGAAUGUUGAACCAAAGAGAGCAUGUAUGUAAGUGAGUAUACUGUUAUAUGUAAAAUUUUGAAAGUAAAUUAUAUUACGGUACUGUAAAACAA
Messenger RNA from Vespula pensylvanica (western yellowjacket), 3565 nucleotides. It is a transcript of the gene Nrk, whose product is annotated as tyrosine-protein kinase transmembrane receptor Ror2. Gene Ontology annotation, cellular component: signaling receptor complex. Bases 193 to 2136 code for a protein of 647 amino acids. Gene Ontology annotation, biological process: positive regulation of kinase activity; cell surface receptor protein tyrosine kinase signaling pathway; multicellular organism development. The transcript has 6 exons. Gene Ontology annotation, molecular function: ATP binding; transmembrane receptor protein tyrosine kinase activity; protein binding. Lineage: Eukaryota; Metazoa; Arthropoda; Insecta; Hymenoptera; Vespidae. The record is from RefSeq and is a predicted model, not a curated record.